This is a messenger RNA of Macrosiphum euphorbiae (potato aphid), 534 nucleotides long. The record is from the annotation of a GenBank genome assembly. Lineage: Eukaryota; Metazoa; Arthropoda; Insecta; Hemiptera; Aphididae.
AUGGCUCAACCUCAAAGUGGAAUGCCCCCUCCUGCAUACUUGAUGGAAAUGUUCCAGAAAUUAGAUAGAGACCAAAGUGGUUCCAUUACAGCUAACGAAUUACAAACUGCACUAUCCAAUGGCACAUGGACACCUUUCAACCCGGAGACGGUUCGUUUAAUGUUGAACAUGUUUGACAAGUCAAAUAAAGGCACUAUAUCAUUUGAAGAUUUUGGUGCAUUAUGGAAAUAUAUUGUAGAUUGGCAAAAUUGCUUCCGUUCCUUUGAUAAAGAUAAUUCAGGAAAUAUAGACAGAAAUGAACUUCGAGCUGCAUUACAAACAUUUGGAUACAAUUUGAAUGAUGCUACCGUUACUACAAUGUUGCAAAAAUUUGAUAGAAUUGGAAAAGGGACUGUACUAUUUGAUGAUUUCAUACAAUGUUGCAUCAUGCUUAAUAAUCUAACUACAGCAUUCCGCCAAUUUGACACCGAUCAAGAUGGAGUAGUCACAUUGCAUUAUGAACAAUUUGUUGGGCUAGUGUUUAGUAUUAAAUGA